UUCGCCUCAAUCGUCCGCUCCCAUCUCACCCUUCUUCCUCAGACGUCCCCUUCUCAUACAAAAAAGCAAAUCGCCCUCUCCCAUCUCACCUUUUCUUCAUUCGCCUCAAUCUCCUCAAUCGUCGCCUCAAUCGUCCGCUCCCAUCAUUGCACGGUUACUCCCACAGAUCAUAGCCCUUUCUUCUUCACCCUAUUCUCCCUUACCAUUUCGCAGCGCCGUAUCUAACAAUUGCGCAGGACCGCUCUUCUCUGACCCAGCGCUGCUGGAAUCGAUCAAAGUGUUCGCAUCAACAGUUGCGGUACCAUGAAGAGUUCAUUUGCUGGUGGAAUCGACGACGGAUUCCGUAUCCAAUGUUUAUCAGUUAUGCUCUAAUAUGAAUAGGAGCAGCUCUUCAACCCUUCUUCAAUGCCACACCGCCGCUCGACUACGAACAUCGAAGCUCCUCCUCCCUUCUUUCAAACCACUCCGCCGCUCGUCUACAGACAUCGCAGCUCCUCAGCCCUUCUUCUGCACAACAUCGCAGCUCCUCAGCCCUUCUUCUGCGCAACAUCGCAGCUCGACUACGGACAUCACAGAUCCUCUACUUGACAUUGCACUACUUAGCAAAGCAGAAAAGAGCGAGGGUGGCGUAUAGAUGGAUGAUGAGGAGAAAAUAGCUGAGUGUCGUUCUCCCUGAUACACCAGCCCUCCCACGUCACGAGCCACCGAUCUUCCAUCGCUUUCGGCCUCUAUCCAUCCCAUAGUCUCACCCACCUCUAAUCUGGCCGAUUAAGGUUGCCCAAAGAAUAGGAGUUCGGGUUUGACAGAUUAACUAAGUAAAAUGGAUAGAUCACAAAGGCAUUACGGAGCGGGUAUUACAAGGCAGUGUACAAUUAAAUUUGGUGCUGAUUAUUGCAACGCCAUUGGUGACUGCGACGCAUGGGAGGAAAUAGUUUGAAUGGUAUUUUCUUAACGACCUCUAGUAGUGGUUUUGAAGAGUUUUCUAAAAAAUUAAGUGAUUGUUUUUAGUUGAAUUAGGAGUGUAUGGAAAGUUGUGAAGACUGGGGAUUAAGCAUUGAAUAUCGCGAAGGUAACCACAUGUAAUUUCUGUUACAUUUCAUAUUAGGAGUGUGGUUCUGAUGAUUCCUGAUGAUAGGUUGUUGUAGUCGUGAUCACUGGGUGUUCAGGUUGAAUCAAUAAGUAAUAUUUUUGUGGCUUUAUUCGCUCUAUAAUCGGGGGGCUGGCAGAAUUCGGACAUGAGAAGCCCUUGGUUAAAAAAACUAUCCUCCGUUUUCGGCCAUAGUCCACCUCUUAAUUGGUUACUCUUGCUUCUUGUCAGCAUCUUUGUGCUGAUAGCUUUGUUGGGGUCAUCUUCUUCUAGUACUUUUGAUUCUGUGUCUUCAUCUGCCAAACCUAAGCUUUAUACAAAUUAUAGAAGGUUAAAGGAUCAAGCAGCUAGUGAUUACUUAGAGCUAAGGAGCAUUUCCCUCGGAUCUUACCAUAUAAAGGAUGUUGGUCUUUGUAGCAAAGAUAAAUAGAAUUAUGUGCCUUGCUACAACGUGACUACAAAUUUACUUGAUUCAAUGAUGGGGAGGAAUUUGAUCGGCAUUGUGAGAUUUCACGGGAUUUGCAUCAUUGUUUAGUUCAUCCUCCCAAAGACUCUAAGAUUCCUCUAAAUUGGCCAGCAGGCAGGGAUGACAUCUAGAGUGGAAAUGUGAAAUUAACAAAAGACCAUUUCCUGUCAUCUGGAAGCAUGACAAAAAGAGGAGAAUCAGAUUGCUUUUCACUCAGAGGAUGGAGUGGCAUAUGAUGGCGUAAAAGAUUACUCUUACCAAAUUGCAAAAAUGAUUGGGUUGGGAAGUGACCAUGAACUUCCUCAAGCUGGUGUGCAGACUGUGUUAGAUGUUGGUUUUGGGUUUGGUAGCUUUGGGGCUCACUUACUCUCCUUGAAUUUGAUGUCCCUGUGUGUAGCAGCAUAUGAGUCUUCAGGUAGCCAGGUCCAAUUAGCACUUGAGAGAGGUCUUCCAGCAAUUAUCGGAAACUUUAUCUCAAAACAGCUUCCGUUUCCUGCAUUGGCAUAUGACAUGGUUCAUUGUGCCCAAUGUAGCAUCCUAUGGGACAUAAAAGGCGUUCAACGUUCAAGAGUCAUUCACCGAUCAAGAAAUCAACGAGACACGAGAGCGUUGAGCGUCAUUUUUCUGCGAAGCUACGGAUAUUUGAUAUAAUUUUUAGACUCUUAGCUAGUUUUUUAUGAGUCUUGUGAACUCAUAGUUUUAGUGAAUUCAGAGUUAGUUUUUGAUGAAUGUUGUGAACUCAUACCUAGUUUUUGCUGAAUAUUUUUGGAUCAAAACAAUGUGAAUGUGGAAUUUUAUUAGUUAUGAGAAAUGAUAUGUGUUUACUUUGU
This is a messenger RNA of Cuscuta europaea, 2383 nucleotides long. The record is from the annotation of a GenBank genome assembly. Lineage: Eukaryota; Viridiplantae; Streptophyta; Magnoliopsida; Solanales; Convolvulaceae.